CAGCUGAUGCGGUGACACUCACAGCGCUGCGGGACGGAGGCUGAGCGCGGCACCGACGUGAGGAUGAGGAUGGAUUAUAACUGAUGAAAAGAGCUAGACGGGGCAAUGAUGGGCUGUUCAUCACAACAUGUAUGUUCGUGACAGCGGGACUGAUUUAUCCAUCGCUCAUGUUUAUUCACGCGGGCUGAUGAAGUUCACCUGGAUGCUGCGGCGGCGCGCGAGACGGAUCGUUCACUCAUUAGUGCGCGAGAAACUGAACCUCAAGGACAAACUCACUGACAAUGUGAACAUAAUGACUUUUCCAGCGUUAAAAAUCAUUUAUUUCCCCGCAACAUGCCAACAGUACUCUGAGCCGAUGGGUUUAACCUGUUUGUUUUAAUUUAAAACCAGCUGUGAUGACGUUUGAUGACGAACCGUUUUAACGGUCCGCCGAUGACGGAAAGUUGACGAAUAUUGUUUUUCUUUUCUUUUGUUUUCUUUUAUGGUUGAACGUAAAUAAGAGUUACUGAGGCGACGCUGCGACGCGUCGUUCAGCGUUUGAGAGCGAGAGCGAUAUUGUGAGGGACAGCGCGUCGCGUGCGUUAUUCUGAGGGUUGAUGUUCUGCUGGUCGCUCGUGCUGCUUGUGAUGGGCUGUAUUCAGAGUAUCAGAUGCAAACCCAAGAGUUUCCGCGACAGCGUCAUGGUUCUGGAGCUCAACUCCUCCAUCGACUCGAACCCCACCAGCAUCGACGAGUCCUCCAGCGUGGUGCUGCGCUACCGCACGCCGCAUUUCCGCGCGUCCGCCCGGGUCGUCGUGCCGCCGGUGGCCGGUAAAGAGAGCUGGACGGUCGGCUGGAUCCAGGCGUGCAACCACAUGGAGUUCUACAACAAAUACGGAUCGAAAGGGAUGUCCAGCUGGGAGCUUCCGGAUCUCAGAGACGGAAAAAUCCAAGCCAUCAGCGACUCGGACGGUGUCAACUACCCGUGGUAUGGCAACACCACCGAGACAUGCACCAUUGUGGGUCCCACCAAGAAGGACACCAAGUUCACCGUCAGCAUGAACGAUAACUUCUACCCCAGCGUGACGUGGGGCGUCCCGGUGAGCGACAGCAACGUUCCCAUGCUCAGCAGCAUCUGGAGGGACCAGAGCUUCACCACGUGGCUGGUGGCAAUAAACCAGGCGUCGGGUGAGAUCCUGGUGCUGCAGACGGUGCGCUGGCGCAUGCGUCUGCACAUCGAGGUGGAUCCGGACAAGCCGCUGGGACAAAGAGCCAAGCUGCGCGAGCCGAUCGCGCAAGAGCAGCCGCAGGUGCUGGGCAAGAACGAAGCCAUCCCGCCCAACGCCAUGGUCAAACCCAACGCCAAUGACGCGCAGGUACUGAUGUGGCGGCCGAAAGCGGGCGAGCCGGUGGUGGUCAUCCCUCCCAAACACUGAGACUGGGACGAGCUUCUACCUGCAAAACGGGUCGGGAAUCACUGUGCUAAACGCCACUGCAAAAUAUAAAGGCUUUUUUGUGUGGGAAUAUUGCUUGACGAAAUGCGAUGUCUCUGACGAAUGGAAAGAGGGUCCGUCUCAAUCAGCACCCUAGUUGACUGAUCAGGGUGGUCGUCUCAAUCGCAAAUCCUUCCAGUGCACUGAAACUUUUGUUUCCUAAAAAGUCCCACAAUGCACUUCAAAACAUCUCCAGUUACCUAAUGUAACCUCGGUUCCCUGAGAGGAGGGAACGAGACACUGCGUUAUCGAAGAUAUCGCUAUGAGGAAGGAGGGAAUUACCCCAAUAGAGUCAUCUUCGACGAUCCAACGAAAGGGAACCAUGUUCCAUUAAUGGAAAUUCUGAAGCAUGAAACAUAAAUUGCUCAAAUCAACUCAAUACUAUGGAGCCCCUAAAGGGACAUGGUGAUAGAAAAAAUAUGAGAUGGAAGGAAAAGAUAUACAUCAAUGCUUUUGCGUUCUCUUGCAAAUCUUUUGCGUUUCCCAGAACAACUUUACAUUCACUUCCAAAACCUGUGCGUUAUUUCAUAAAACUUUUGCGUUCGCCCGAGAAACUUUGCAUUCACUCGCAAAACUUUUCCCAGAGAAAUUUUGCGUUCACUUCCAAAACCUUUGCAUUCCCGCAAGAAAUUUUCCAUUCGCUUGCAAAAGCUGUUCUCUAGUAAAACGUUCACCUGAGACUCUUUAGCCUCGCUCAAAUCAGAUUAUUUGCGUAUCCGAUUGGAAUCUAUUCUAAAAAUUUUGUGUAUCGCAAGUGUUCAGAUCUGCUUUUUUGUUUUCCGGAAUAUCUGCAUUGGUUUCUAUGGCAAUGACGUUGCGUUCGUAGGUAUACGCCAAAAACAACAACAACAACCACAGCAUGGAGGGGUUUGCAAUACAGAUGUUAUCUUAUUUACAUCAUGACAAUGUGUAGCCGCCGGCGCUGGAUGACUGCGUUAUGAUAAGGCAACGGCAGAAACAUGGUAGGAUGGUAUGAGCGACUUUAUUCCGUCCUGUCGUCUCCGCCGGUCGCAAAACAUGUCUCAGUUAUAGCCUAUUGCUAAUUUCUGCUCGUCCGGCACAUUGCAACAACACAGCAUUGUUUCUGCAGCGACUUUCAGCAUGUUUCCGUUGCAUGAGUCACAUAAACCACGUGAAAUCCAAUCGGAACAGUCAGACUGAAACUGAUUUCCAGAAAUGCGAUUUGAAUAGGAUUCCAAACCACAUAUGAAUGUAGCUCGAAAUGCAUUUCAUGAGGUAUUUGGCCAUUCAGACUUGCUAAAUCUGAUCGGAUAUGCACAAAAAUCGGAUUUGGACUGACAGUCUGAACAAGGCUUUUGUGUUUUGAGAAACUGCGUUCGCUUCCAAAAUUUCUUGCGGGAACACAAAGGUCUUGCGUUCGCUUCCAAAACUUUUACAUUUCUCAGAGUAACUUUGCGUUCACUUCCAAAACCUUUGCGUUCCCGUGAGAAACUUUGCAUUCGCUCGCAAAUAACUCAAAAGUUUUGUCAGUGAAAGCAAAAGCAUUGACAUAUAGUUUUUCUGCCCAUCUCAUAGGGGACAUGUAUUUUUUUUAAACAUCUUAUUUUAGUAAAGUUCAGUCAGCUUUAUUUAUAUAGCGCUAUACAAUACAGAUUGUUUGAAAGCAGCUUUAGAGUGAUAAACACAGACGGGCAGUGAACAUGAUCUAGCUACUAUUUAUAAUUAAUUUACAGCUGAAAAGUGUAAAAGGGAAAGUACUUUGAGUAGCAGUACAAAAAAUAAUGUCAGAAAGAUAUCUGUGCUGCUGUUGUUCAUAAAUUGACGUUGUCAGUCAUCAGUGUGUAGUGAUUGACUGCCUAGGGAGCUGGAGAGCUGAUUGAGACGCACCCAGACUGUUCAAUUCACGCUGCCUUAAGUUUACAUUGCUUUCACUGCAAACUUUCGCCUUAAAUCAAGUGCAAUGCAGUAAACCUCGCACAUCCUACCUGUCAGAUGGUAGAAUUUGCACUGAUCGUGUCCCAGUUAGUCCUCGGUCUGAGGGGACGGCAAUGAACCAAACCAGGACACCAGACCGGAGCGGGACGCCGUUAUUAUGCAUUCAGUGUUUUCAACAGGAGCUUCAGUGUUUUUGUUCCCCGUCGACCAGCCACUGAUGCACUUCUGCUGUGUUUUACAAGAGCGGAGAGUCCAAAAAUAUAUAUUUUCUACUACAUGUGAGUUGUCAAGAUGUCAAGACAUCGUGGCCAAUCAAUAGAGUUAUUACGAACGAACGCGCAAACAAUCAGUUCUCCUGGCGUUUGAACGAC
Molecule: messenger RNA, 3739 nt
Organism: Megalobrama amblycephala (Wuchang bream)
Lineage: Eukaryota; Metazoa; Chordata; Actinopteri; Cypriniformes; Xenocyprididae
Gene: fam78ab
Product: family with sequence similarity 78 member Ab
Exons: 2
Coding region: 597-1415 (272 amino acids)
Source: RefSeq, a predicted model, not a curated record